AUGGUGGAAUCCGACCAAGUCAACGGGAUGUCCUCUUCGGUCGACGAAUUCUGUAAGGCGCUUGGGGGCGACUCGCCGAUCCGCAGCGUGCUGGUUGCCAACAACGGGAUGGCUGCCGUCAAGUUCAUGCGCAGCAUCCGGGCCUGGGCCUUGGAGACCUUUGGGACCGAGAAGGCCAUCCUUUUGGUGGCCAUGGCGACCCCAGAGGACCUCAGGGUUAAUGCCGAGCACAUAAGGAUCGCCGACCAGUUCCUGGAAGUCCCCGCUGGGACGAAUAACAACAACUAUGCAAAUGUACAGCUCAUAGUCGAGAUAGCAGAGAGAACUCUGGUUUCUGCAGUUUGGCCUGGCUGGGGUCAUGCUUCUGAGAACCCAGAACUUCCGGAUGCGCUCAAGGAAAAAGGAAUCGUUUUUCUUGGGCCACCAUCAGCCGCCAUGGCUGCACUAGGCGAUAAGAUUGGUUCCUCUCUUAUCGCACAGGCAGCAGGAGUUCCAACUCUUCCAUGGAGUGGGUCACAUGUGAAAGUUCCGCAAGAAACCUGCCACUCGAUACCUGAGGAGAUCUACAAGAAUGCUUGUGUUUCAACUACAGAGGAAGCGGUGGCUAGUUGUCAAGUGGUGGGGUAUCCUGCAAUGAUCAAGGCAUCAUGGGGUGGUGGUGGUAAAGGAAUAAGGAAGGUACACAAUGAUGAUGAGGUGAGAACCUUGUUUAAGCAAGUGCAAGGAGAAGUCCCUGGAUCGCCUAUAUUUAUUAUGAAGGUGGCAUCUCAGAGCCGACAUCUAGAGGUUCAGUUGCUCUGUGACAAACACGGCAACGUAGCAGCACUGCACAGCCGGGACUGUAGUGUUCAAAGAAGGCACCAAAAGAUCAUCGAAGAGGGACCAAUUACAGUUGCUCCUCCAGAAACAGUCAGAGAGCUUGAGCAGGCAGCAAGGCGGCUUGCUAAAUGUGUGCAAUAUCAGGGUGCUGCUACAGUGGAAUAUCUGUACAGCAUGGAAACAGGAGAAUACUAUUUCCUGGAGCUUAAUCCAAGAUUGCAGGUAGAACACCCUGUGACUGAAUGGAUUGCUGACAUAAACUUACCUGCAUCUCAAGUUGCAGUAGGAAUGGGGAUACCCCUCUACAACAUUCCAGAGAUCAGACGCUUUUAUGGAGUGGAACAUGGAGGUGGCUAUCACGCUUGGAAGGAAAUAUCAGUUGUUGCAACUAAAUUUGAUUUGGACAAAGCACAGUCUGUAAGGCCAAAGAGUCCUUGUGUAGCAGUUAGAGUUACUAGUGAGGACCCAGAUGAUGGGUUUAAGCCUACUAGUGGAAAAGUGGAAGAGCUCAACUUUAAAAGUCAUGUUUUUGCUUUUGGGGAAUCUAGGUCGUUGGCAAUAGCCAAUAUGGUACUUGGGUUAAAAGAGAUCCAAAUUCGCGGAGAGAUCCGCACCAACGUUGAUUACACGGUGGAUCUCUUGAAUGCUGCAGAAUACCAAGAAAAUAAGAUCCACACUGGUUGGCUAGACAGCAGAAUAGCUAUGCGUGUUAAAGCAGAGAGGCCCCCAUGGUACCUUUCAGUUGUUGGUGGAGCUCUAUAUGAAGCAUCAAGCAGGAGCUCGAGUGCUGUAACCGAUUAUGUCGGUUAUCUCAGUAAAGGUCAAAUACCGCCAAAGCACAUUUCUCUUGUCAAUUUGACUGUAACUCUAAAUAUAGAGGGGAUCAAAUAUAUGAUUGAGACAGUAAGAGGUGGACCCCGUAGCUACAGAUUAAGAAUUAAUGAUUCAGAGAUUGAAGCAGAGAUACAUUCGUUGCGAGAUGGCGGACUCUUAAUGCAGUUGGAUGGAAACAGUCAUGUAAUUUACGCAGAGGCAGAGGGUGCUGGUACGCGCCUUCUAAUCAAUGGGAGAACAUGCUUAUUACAGAAAGAGCAUGAUCCUUCCAGGCUGUUGGCUGAUACACCGUGCAAACUUCUUCGGUUUUUGGUCGCUGAUGGUUCUCGCGUGGUUGCUGAUACACCUUAUGCUGAGGUGGAGGUCAUGAAGAUGUGCAUGCCACUGUUACUACCGGCCUCCGGUAUCAUUCACUUUGUCAUGCCUGAGGGUCAGGCCAUGCAGGCGAGUGACCUGAUAGCAAGGUUGGAUCUUGAUGACCCAUCUGCUGUGAGGAGAGCUGAACCAUUUCAUGGCACCUUUCCAAAACUUGGACCUCCCACUGCUAUUUCUGGCAAAGUUCACCAAAAGUUUACUGCAAGUGUGAAUUCUGCGCACAUGAUCCUUGCAGGAUAUGAACAUAAUAUCAACCAUGUUGCACAAGUUUUGCUAAACUGCCUAGACAGCCCUGAGCUCCCUUUUCUACAGUGGCAAGAACUCAUGUCUGUUUUCGCAACCCGACUCCCAAAAGACCUUACGAAUGAGUUGGAUGGUAUUUACAAGGAGUAUGAGUUGAACGCUGAUUUCCAGAAGAGCAAGGAUUUCCCUGCCAAGUUGCUAAGGGGAGCCAUUGAGGCAAAUCUUGCAUACUGUUCCGAGAAAGAUCGGGUUACUAAUGAGAGGCUUGUAGAGCCACUUAUGAGCCUGGUCAAGUCUUAUGAGGGUGGAAGAGAAACCCAUGCUCGUGUUGUUGUUAAGUCUCUGUUUGAGGAGUAUUUAUCUGUUGAAGAACUGUUCAGUGAUGACAUUCAGUCCAAUGUGAUAGAACGUCUACGAUUUCAACAUGCAAAAGACCUUGAGAAGGUCGUAUAUAUUGUGUUCUCCCACCAGGGUGUGAAAAAUAAAAAUGAAUUAAUACUACGACUUAUGGAAGCGUUGGUCUAUCCAAAUCCAUCUGCUUACAGGGACCAGUUGACUCGCUUUUCUGCUCUGAACCAUACAGCAUACUCUGAGCUGGCACUUAAAGCAAGUCAACUUCUUGAGCACACCAAAUUGAGUGAACUCCGCACAAGCAUAGCAAGAAGCCUUUCAGAGCUGGAGAUGUUUACCGAGGAAGGAGCACGGCUUUUAACGCCUAGGAGGAAGAUGGCCAUCAAUGAAAGGAUGGAAGAUUUAGUAUGUGCCCCUGUUGCAGUUGAAGAUGCCCUUGUGUCUCUGUUUGAUCACAGUGAUCCUACUCUUCAGCGGAGAGUAGUUGAGACAUACAUACACAGAUUGUAUCAGCAUUACCUUGUAAGGGGCAGUGUCCGGAUGCAAUGGCACAUGUCUGGUCUAUUUGCCUUAUGGGAAUUCUCAGAAAAGCGUAUUGAACAAAGAAAUGGGCAACCUGCAACACUAAUAAAGCAACAAGUAGAGGAUCCCAUUGGCAGGCGAUGGGGUGUAAUGGUUGUAAUCAAGAAUCUUCAGUUUUUGCCAACUGCGAUUGAAGCUGCAUUAAAGGAGACUUCGCAUUUCCGAGGAGGUGUUGGAAGUGCCAUAAAUGGUAAUCCCAUAAAUUCUAACCAUAGCAAUAUGCUGGAUAUUGCUUUGGUUGGUAUCAACAAUCAGAUGAGUACUCUUCAAGACAGGUUCGUCUACACUAUUUUCUUAUGUGGUUUGUUGUUAUUGAUGAGAUGUGGAAGAUCACAAGAGUGUGAUUCUAUGAACUGGUAG
This is a messenger RNA of Triticum turgidum subsp. durum (durum wheat), 3564 nucleotides long. The record is from the annotation of a GenBank genome assembly. NCBI's taxonomy places the organism in Eukaryota, Viridiplantae, Streptophyta, Magnoliopsida, Poales, Poaceae.